CGUCAUAUGAAACGGACUGAUAACAUAUCCUUUGGCUGAAGAAAGAGCUAGCAAGGAAGCAAACUGUUAAAUAAUACUCACGAAGUUAAAGGGCGGAAAUGUCUGUACAUUCAGACACCCAGACAGCUGAGUGACUCGGCCAAAGUUACAGCUAAAGUAGAUAUUUUGCAGAGACUGCGAGUCUUACACAGGAAUGAGCGAUACUUAUAGAGGAAGUCGCCCAAUUGGCUAGCGAAAUAGUAGCUAGCUCAGCUGCUAGCUGUCGUUAGCGAGGGGAGUUCUUUGUUUUGUUUUUCAGGUGGAGGUCCAACUAAACAUGAAGAGAGACUAUUAGUAUUUAACUUUUACUUAGGAGUUUUAUACGGAUAAGCAUGUAAAGAGUGCCCACAGCGGUAGUUAGCUGAACAGUAACUAAACAGUUUGUGGUGUAGAAAGUAAACAGCCAAGGGGGGCAACUUUAGCAGCAAAUAUCUUGUUUGUUGGCGUGGGUCAGGAAAGGACACGACGACAUGGGUAACUGUCUCAAGUCUCCAACAGCAGACGACAUUUCUUUGCUCCACGAAUCCCAGUCAGACAGGGCUAGUUUCGGUGACGGGACAGACCCGGACCUGGAGCCACCUCCGCCCUACCAGGAGCAGGCUCACAUGCCCAUGUACCAUCCUACACCCAGCCAGGCUCGUCUGGUCACCCAGCUGACAGAAGAAGAGCAGAUCCGCAUAGCUCAGCGCAUUGGCCUGAUCCAGCACCUCCCUAAGGGCGUUUAUGAUGGAGGGCAAGAUGGCUCAGAGAAGAAGAUCAGAGAAUGCGUGAUCUGUAUGCUGGACUUUGUUUAUGGGGACCCCAUCCGGUUCUUGCCAUGUAUGCACAUCUACCACAUGGACUGUAUAGAUGAUUGGCUUAUGAGAUCCUUCACUUGCCCCUCCUGCAUGGAGCCUGUGGAUGCUGCCCUGCUCUCCACCUACGAGACCAACUGAAUUUUCCAUCCCUUCUUCCACCGAAUCGAUAUAUCAAACCCCCUCCAGCUCCCAAAACCCAGCAGCUGCCCUCUUAUAGAGCGAGAGGAGCUGAAAGAAAAAAAAAAAAUUAAAGUGUUGGCUUUUGUCUUGCACUUUAAAAGUUUCCAACUCACCUAACGUUGGCCUUUCAUACCCCUGGUCUGAUUCCAGAUUGAGCUGGUCUUAAACAUCUGUUACACAAGUCGGUAAAAGACAGGUGUCCCAGCGACCCUGCAUGGUUGUGUUUCUGUGUUUCUGUCAUGCCUAGGCACUCUCCAGCUUUGCCGCUAACAGCGAGCAUGUGGCAUUUGUGUCUAAAAGAGCUGUUUGGUGACUGCGUUUCCACUCGAGCGGGUCUCAGUGGCGUUCUCCCCAUCGGCCAGCACCUUUAUUCAUCACUGAUCACGACUUAAAUGAAUAAUUUGGUGAACAAAUUAUUGAUGAAAAUGCUCGGAUGAUUUGCCAGAUAUGUGUUGGCAACAGUAAGACCUUUCAAACAUAUUGAUCUGUUAAACACAUUAAAGUAGCCCUGCCCUUUGGAUAUGUGGGAAUACACUGCUGACAUUUACACUGUUGGUGUAGAGAAGAAGCCAAACACGAUUACAAAAAGAAAACACUUUACAGAAGUCACCCAAAGUGUAAAAGUAUACAGUGGUGUACUUUAUUUAUAUCAAAACUACUUCAUAUGUGUCUUUAGCCGUUCCUCUAAAAAUAUAUUUUGAAUUCAAGGGAAAACAAAGUAGAGUUUUGUAAUGUUUGACCAGACGAUGUGUUGUAGCUGACGGCCAGUGUAAAGGGCUCAUUUGUGCAUGGGCAGGUGGAUCAGUCAGUGGAAAUUAGAAGCGCUUGCACACACUCUUCAUCUGAUCCAGAGAUUUGCACUUUACUCCUAGGACAAUAUG
Haplochromis burtoni (Burton's mouthbrooder) is the source of this 1897-nucleotide messenger RNA. Its product is annotated as RING finger protein 11. NCBI's taxonomy places the organism in Eukaryota, Metazoa, Chordata, Actinopteri, Cichliformes, Cichlidae. The record is from RefSeq and is a predicted model, not a curated record. Bases 510 to 974 code for a protein of 154 amino acids. The transcript has 3 exons.